CGCCGCGGAAGAUGAAAAAAAGCGGCCCGGGGGCGGAGCAAGGCAAGGAAGCGGAAGCGGAGCCGCGGUCGGGAUCCGCUGCGCCAGCUUCCUGUGUCCCACGUGUGCGAGUUGCUACAAUGGAAGUCAAAGGGAAAAAGCAAUUUACAGGAAAGAGUACAAAGACAUCACAAGAAAAAAACAGAUUUCAUAAAAAUAGUGAUUCUGGUUCUUCAAAGACAUUUCCAAGAAAAGUUGCUAAAGAAGGUGGACCUAAAAUUACAUCUAGGAACUUUGAGAAAAGUAUCACAAAACCUGGGAAAAAGGGUGUGAAGCAGUUCAAGAAUAAGCAGCAAGGGGACAAAUCACCAAAGAACAAAUUCCAGCAGGCAAAUAAAUUCAACAAGAAGAGAAAAUUCCAGCCAGAUGGUAAAAGCGAUGAAUCAGCAGCCAAGAAACCUAAAUGGGAUGACUUCAAAAAGAAGAAGAAAGAACUGAAGCAAAGCAGACAACUCAGUGAUAAAACCAACUAUGACACUGUUGUUCGGGCAAAGCAGAUUUGGGAGAUUUUAAGAAGAAAAGACUGUGACAAAGAAAAAAGAGUAAAGUUAAUGAGUGAUUUGCAGAAGUUGAUUCAAGGGAAAAUUAAAACUAUGGCAUUUGCACAUGAUUCAACUCGUGUGAUCCAGUGUUACAUUCAGUAUGGUAAUGAAGAACAGAGAAAACAGGCUUUUGAAGAAUUGCGAGAUGAUUUGGUUGAAUUAAGUAAAGCCAAAUAUUCCAGAAAUAUUGUUAAGAAAUUUCUCAUGUAUGGAAGUAAACCACAGAUUGCAGAGAUAAUCAGAAGUUUUAAAGGCCACGUGAGGAAGAUGCUGCGGCAUGCAGAAGCAUCAGCCAUCGUGGAGUAUGCAUACAAUGACAAAGCCAUUUUGGAGCAGAGGAACAUGCUGACGGAAGAGCUUUAUGGGAACACAUUUCAACUUUACAAGUCAGCAGAUCACCCAACUCUGGACAAAGUGUUAGAGGUACAGCCAGAAAAAUUAGAGCUUAUUAUGGAUGAAAUGAAGCAGAUUCUAACUCCAAUGGCCCAAAAGGAAGCUGUGAUUAAGCACUCACUGGUACAUAAAGUAUUCUUGGACUUUUUUACCUAUGCACCCCCCAAACUCCGAUCAGAAAUGAUUGAAGCCAUCCGCGAAGCAGUGGUCUACCUGGCACACACACACGAUGGCGCCAGAGUGGCCAUGCACUGCCUGUGGCAUGGCACGCCCAAGGACAGGAAAGUGAUUGUGAAAACAAUGAAGACUUACGUUGAAAAGGUGGCUAAUGGCCAAUACUCCCAUUUGGUUUUACUGGCGGCAUUUGAUUGUAUUGAUGAUACUAAGCUUGUGAAGCAGAUAAUCAUAUCAGAAAUUAUCAGUUCGUUGCCUAGCAUAGUAAAUGACAAAUAUGGAAGGAAGGUCCUAUUGUACUUACUAAGCCCCAGAGAUCCUGCACAUACAGUACGAGAAAUCAUUGAAGUUCUGCAAAAAGGAGAUGGAAAUGCACACAGUAAGAAAGAUACAGAGGUCCGCAGACGGGAGCUCCUAGAAUCCAUUUCUCCAGCUUUGUUAAGCUACCUGCAAGAACACGCCCAAGAAGUGGUGUUAGAUAAGUCUGCGUGUGUGUUGGUGUCUGACAUUCUGGGAUCUGCCACUGGAGACGUUCAGCCUGCCAUGAAUGCCAUUGCCAGCUUGGCAGCAACAGAACUACAUCCUGGUGGCAAGGACGGUGAGCUUCACAUUGCAGAACAUCCUGCAGGACAUCUAGUUCUGAAGUGGUUAAUAGAGCAAGAUAAAAAGAUGAAAGACAAUGGGAGAGAAGGUUGUUUUGCAAAAACUCUUGUAGAGCAUGUUGGUAUGAAGAACCUGAAGUCCUGGGCUAGUGUAAAUCGAGGUGCCAUUAUUCUUUCUAGCCUCCUUCAGAGUUGUGACCUAGAAGUUGCAAACAAAGUCAGCGCUGCACUGAAAAGCUUGAUUCCUACAUUGGAAAAAAACAAAAGCACCAGCAAAGGAAUAGAAACUCUACUUGAAAAACUGAGCACAUAGGUGGAAAGAGUUAAAAGCAAGAUGGAAUCAUUUUUUUCUGUUCUCUGUUCUGUUUCCCAAUGCAGAAAAGAAGGGGUAGGAUCCACCAUACUGGUAAUUGGGGUGCUCUGUAUAUGUGUUUCUUCUUUGUAUACGAAUCUAUUUAUAUAAAUUGUUUUUUAAAAUGGUCUUUUUCAAAAA
Chlorocebus sabaeus (green monkey) is the source of this 2243-nucleotide messenger RNA. It is a transcript of the gene PUM3, whose product is annotated as pumilio RNA binding family member 3. Gene Ontology annotation, cellular component: nucleolus. The record is from RefSeq and is a predicted model, not a curated record. Gene Ontology annotation, molecular function: mRNA binding. Gene Ontology annotation, biological process: regulation of translation. Lineage: Eukaryota; Metazoa; Chordata; Mammalia; Primates; Cercopithecidae.